UCCAGCGCUGGCUCCAGCGUUUCGUUCUUUCACGCAGUCUCUCCGGCUUGCUCCCAUUGUCGAAAAAAACUGUCUCUACUAUACAAUUAUAUAUCCGAAUUGCUCUCGAGCGAUUCCCUGGGCUUAGCGUUUAACAGACUCUCCCAAGUUGCAGUCGUGCAGCACGGGGGUGAUGCCGGCAUGAUAGUGUUUGUCCGGAGCUAGGAAAAGACCUAGUGCACAGUCAGCCCGUGUGAGCGCCGGGACUGCCGUGGACGUCGGCUGCGGAGCGUGGUGGUUGUUAUGAUUCCACAUCGACUAAGUAUGAGAUUGGUUGAUGGUUUAUAAACCCCUAGGCACCAUUCCCUUAUAAGCUAGUUUUCAAGGAUGCCUGCUGAGAGUCCGAACACAUCUGAUCGUGAUACUGAACCAUUUGUUGAGGUUGAUCCGACUGGACGGUUUGGGAGGUAUGAUGAUCUGCUUGGUGCUGGUGCUGUGAAGAAAGUUUACCGGUCUUUUGAUCAAGAGGAAGGUAUAGAGGUGGCCUGGAAUCAGGUUAGGUUGAGGACUUUCAGUGAGGAUCCGGUACUCAUCAAUCGGCUUCACUCAGAGGUUAAGCUGUUGCAAGCAUUGAAAAACAAAUAUAUCAUUGCUUGCUACAGUGUAUGGAAGGAUGAUGAGCAUAACACUUUGAAUUUCAUUACUGAGGUGUGCACAUCCGGAAACUUGAGGGAUUACAGGAAGAAGCAUCGCCAUGUUUCCAUUAAGGCCUUGAAGAAGUGGUCAAAGCAGGUGCUUGAGGGAUUGGAGUUUCUGCAUACCCAUGAGCCAUGCAUUAUUCACAGAGAUCUCAAUUGUAGUAACAUCUUCAUCAAUGGAAACAUAGGCCAGGUGAAAAUCGGUGAUCUGGGGUUUGCAGCAAUUGUAGGGAAGAGCCAUGCAGCACAUUCGAUUAUAGGAACCCCAGAGUACAUGGCACCGGAGCUGUAUGAGGAGGACUACACUGAGAUGGUUGACAUAUACUCCUUUGGAAUGUGUCUGCUUGAGAUGGUGACAAUGGAGAUCCCAUACAGCGAAUGUGACAGUAUUGCCAAGAUAUACAAGAAGGUGACAACUGGAGUCCAUCCCCAAGCUUUGAACAAGGUAAUGGAUCCGGAAGUGAAGGCAUUCAUUGACAAGUGCAUAGGCCAGCCAAGGGCAAGACCUUCAGCGUCUGAUCUUCUCCAGGAUCCUUUCUUUUCUGAAGUGGACGAUGAAGAGAGUGGGCCAAUUGGUUGAUGUCUUUCUGAGUGAAAGAUAUGCUUUGAGCUAGCCAUUAGCUCUUGUUUUGUACUGAUUGAUGAUGGGCUUUCCUGCUAAGCAUAUGCCCACAAUUAUCAACUCUUUUUUUCUUCUUCUUGACAUAUUGCCGUUAAUACCUAUUGUGCACAUAAAUACUAGAAUGAAGUAAUGAUAAUGGUGCUGUCUAGUUGACUUCA
Juglans regia (Persian walnut) is the source of this 1457-nucleotide messenger RNA. RefSeq names its product probable serine/threonine-protein kinase WNK11. Gene Ontology annotation, molecular function: ATP binding; protein serine/threonine kinase activity. NCBI's taxonomy places the organism in Eukaryota, Viridiplantae, Streptophyta, Magnoliopsida, Fagales, Juglandaceae. Gene Ontology annotation, cellular component: cytoplasm. The coding region runs from base 367 to 1257 and encodes 296 amino acids. The record is from RefSeq and is a predicted model, not a curated record. Gene Ontology annotation, biological process: intracellular signal transduction; protein phosphorylation. The transcript is spliced from 4 exons.